Linepithema humile (Argentine ant) is the source of this 2081-nucleotide messenger RNA. RefSeq names its product 1-acyl-sn-glycerol-3-phosphate acyltransferase alpha-like. The record is from RefSeq and is a predicted model, not a curated record. Gene Ontology annotation, biological process: phosphatidic acid biosynthetic process. Gene Ontology annotation, cellular component: membrane; endoplasmic reticulum. Gene Ontology annotation, molecular function: 1-acylglycerol-3-phosphate O-acyltransferase activity. Lineage: Eukaryota; Metazoa; Arthropoda; Insecta; Hymenoptera; Formicidae.
CAGGCAACGGUGGCUCGCAUUUGACAGUUGUUUUGGAUCAAUCGCGGUGGAUAGUGUGCGCCUGAGCGAAUAACAUGUUCAAGACAGUAUUAUGUGGUAUGUGCACGACGAGCGGCAUCGUCUUGAUAUUUCUCUUCGUGAUGCUUUGCGCCUUGAGCGAGAGCAUGCGAUAUCGAGCAAAGUUUAUUUUCUUUAUAAUAGGAAGCGCACUAUCGGCAGGAUUAUGGAUACCUUUUAUGCUAUUUCGAAUUGGCAGCUGGAAAAACGCUCUAGUACCGGCCAGGUGCGUCGUAAAAAUAGCAAAGAUCAUUGGGAUCAAUUUCCAUUUUCGUGGAAAAGAGAACAUUGUCCAAGAUUCGGGCUGUGUUGUACUCAUUAAUCAUCAGAGCUCAUUGGAUCUUUGUGUUUUAGGUAAAUUGUGGUUAGCGAUGGAUAACUGUAGCGUUGUUUCUAAAAAGGAGAUUUUAUACUUGGGACCAUUUGGCCUCGCGUGCUGGCUUUGGGGAACAGUGUUCAUUGACAGAAGAAAGGCCGAAGAAUCCUGUCGGAUUAUCAAUGCUACAUCGGAAUCAAUCCGUCUGUCUAAGCGGAGAUUGCUUUUAUUUCCUGAAGGACAUCGACAUUCGGGUAAUUCGUUGCUUCCAUUUAAAAAAGGUGCUUUCCAUGUUGCGAUUGAGACACAAAUGCCGAUUCAACCUGUUGUCGUAUCAAAAUACUACUUCUUGGACGGAAAGCUAAAGAGAUUUCAAUCAGGAACUAGUUAUAUUACAGUUCUACCAGCUAUUCCUACCGCUGGUAUGACCAAGGACGAUCUUCCAAAGCUUAUGCAGCAGGCAUACGAAGUUAUGAAUAAAAGUUUUAUAAAAUCCACGGCGGAAUGUAUUGACGAGCAAAUGCGAAGCUUGAAAUGUGAGUAAGAUAACGCGCAUAAUGAAACAAUUAGCAUUCGAGUCAUAGGCUGCGUUCGGGGAGCGCGCUAUCAGCGCACAAUUCUAUCUUUAUCGCUCAUUAGAGGUAAAACACGGAUAAAACGACGCAGUAGCGCUGAUAACGCGCUCCCUGAACGCCGUAAUCGGAAUCCUAAUCAAUCAGCGAAUUUGCGGUUGGUCGAUUCUCAAAAUGGUACCUGCAGAAAUUGUACAUAUGAAUGAGAGCUUUAUUCUGUUAUCACUUUCCAUGAACGUAUAGCUCCUACAUGUUCCUUCAUAUAUAGUGAUAUGAAAGUAUGUACGUAUAGAAAGCUUAAUUCAGAGGUUCACUUAGAUAUUUAUAUUUCUCAGUAAAUUGAUUAACGAUCGUUAUUUUUUCGAUAUAUGUAAUUAAUAUUAUAUCUGUAAAUGUUCUUCCAUUACUUAUUGUAAGAGUUUAAGAUCAGGAGGAUUUUGCAAAGCUCAAACUGAUGAUCUUUCAUCGAUGCGAUUUGUACUUUUUUACACGCAGAAAAAUUUUUAUAACCGAGUCUCACUUCUGAGUUCUGUGUCAUCGUGCAAAACAUAAACGUACGUUUUAUAAUGGAUAUGGAAAAAUCGUAGUACGAGAUGUAAAAUCAUACUGCAUGUAAAACAUUCCAUGUUUUCUAUUCCAGUUAUCAUAUUACAAGUUGUGUAAUAAUAACUUCAUCCUCAAAUAGUCGUCUAUCUAAAAUCAAUUGUUAUUUAAUGUACACGAUUAAUUUGCAAAUUACAUUCUUGUACAGCUUAUGCAUAUUAUUGUGCGAAUUAUCAAAUUAUAAUCAAAUUUGAUACUCAAAACUAAUGAUAUAAAAACAACAAAUUCUUUCACAAAUCGAAUAAAAUAUGCACUAUAUGUAUCUGUGCAAUCUUUUCGAAAUUAUUAUUAAAGUAGAUUCUCUUAAGUAUAUUAAUAAUAUAUUUGAGGACAUGCAGAAAUUUAUUUUUAUUUGGAUGAUAUGAAUAAAUUGAUAUGUUGGUAGAAAGAAAUUUAUUAAUGUAGAAAUGUAUUGCGUAUUCUUUGAAACCGCCAAAGUGUUAGUACGAAAGAAAUAUCGAAGAAUAUUCGAAUGUAAAUGUUUCGCUAUAAACAUGUGAUUUAUACAUCCACAUAUCCAUGUAUUUAAAAAU